This is a messenger RNA of Botrytis deweyae, 606 nucleotides long. RefSeq lists its product as uncharacterized. Bases 1 to 606 code for a protein of 201 amino acids. The transcript is spliced from 2 exons. The record is from RefSeq and is a predicted model, not a curated record. Lineage: Eukaryota; Fungi; Ascomycota; Leotiomycetes; Helotiales; Sclerotiniaceae.
AUGUAUCCUCUUAGGCCGAUGAUACUGAACGAGUUUCCCAACUACGUUAUGGAGGAAAGUGACUACGAAAUCUUUUUGGUGGAUGACAAAGUUCAAGGGUCAAAGUAUCUGCCACUUAAAUUAGGUCCACCGGAUCAGGAGAUCACAUGUGAGUAUUUGGGAGACAUUCCCCCUUUUCCUCAAUAUUUCCGAAGAGGAAAAGCACCGCUUAAGGAUGCAGAUACAUUUACAAAUAGAAUUGUUGCCUCUCUCUUGUUUCCCAGUCAUUCUCCAAUACAACUCCCACUCCAGGGACUUUUGAAAGAUAACUUUUCUUCAGAUCCUCAUGAGAAUUCCUACGACGGGGCAGUGAUCAAAUAUGAACCCGAAUUCGAUAGACUUUUGAGGACCUGUGCUCCGAAUGUAUUCCGGAAAGGGACUCCCUCGGAAACAGAAGCAGAACCAAAUCUACUUGCUUCCAAUCCGGCCCCAAAAAGAUUCUAUGCCGUUGCGAAUUUCUUAAAAUCUAAACCCGACUUGGAUCUGCCUGCAUCUAUUUCAUUGCCGAAAAGAAUCUCUUUUGCCGCACAGGAUUUCCUGGACUCCGAGGAGCCUGACGUACCUUAG